Molecule: messenger RNA, 810 nt
Organism: Penicillium psychrosexuale
Lineage: Eukaryota; Fungi; Ascomycota; Eurotiomycetes; Eurotiales; Aspergillaceae
Exons: 2
Coding region: 1-810 (269 amino acids)
Source: RefSeq, a predicted model, not a curated record
AUGCCACAGCUCUUUCCAGCCAACCCUUCGGCGACUAUGGUAAUUCGCCAUGUGACACCAGAUAUCGUGACCAUGAGUCUUCCUUUUGCACGGUUCGGACGCCUGCAGUUCGGCGGGCGAGGGACAUUGGUCAAGCUUGCCAGCGGCUCCCUCGCAGUAUUCUCUCCCGUCGGUUUAACGUCUGAAGUCCGCGAGACAGUCGAGUCCCUCGGCGGAAACGUCAAAUACAUCACGGCGCCAGAUAUCGAACAUCACCUCAACCUCACCCCGUGGAAGAACGCAUACCCGCAAGCAGAGAUCCUAGCUCCGGAGGGUCUCUACGAGAAGCGACAAUCAAACCCGGAAUUCAAGGAUACCCCGUUCAAGCAUGUAUUCAAAAAGGAGGAUCAACUGCCACGGUCGAUCUCGAAGGAGUUCGAUGCCGAGUUUGAGAGCGAGUAUGUGUAUGGCCACGGGUCGCGUGAGCUGGUGUUUUUCCAUAAGCCCACGCGCACGGUCAUCGAGGCGGAUCUGCUUUUUAACCUGCCCGCUAAGGAGCAGUAUUCCAGGACUCCCGAAGCCGGGACUAAUUUCCUUACCAAGCUGAUUAUGCCGCUGUUGUCCACCAAGCCGCCGGCUACAUGGCAGAGGCGGUUCGCAUGGUAUAUUCUCUCGUCACAGGAUCGGGCGGCGUUCACUGAGUCUAUGAAAAGGAUUGAUCAGUGGGACUUUGAUCGUUUGAUUCCUUGCCAUGGUGAUACCAUCGAGACUGGCGCUAAGGGGAUAUUCCGAGAUGUGAUGGCAUGGCACUUGGAGCAGAAGAAUACGUAG